Molecule: messenger RNA, 2052 nt
Organism: Salvia splendens (bonfire salvia)
Lineage: Eukaryota; Viridiplantae; Streptophyta; Magnoliopsida; Lamiales; Lamiaceae
Product: probable chlorophyll(ide) b reductase NYC1, chloroplastic
Exons: 10
Coding region: 145-1674 (509 amino acids)
Biological process (GO): chlorophyll catabolic process; PSII associated light-harvesting complex II catabolic process
Molecular function (GO): chlorophyll(ide) b reductase activity
Source: RefSeq, a predicted model, not a curated record
UACCGAUAAGUAGCACUAUCCAAUUCCAUAAAUUUUGGUACAACACAACACAUGCAUCCCUGCUUAAUUAACGAAUCAACUCUCACAUUUCCCAAUUCCAGAACUCAAUUUCAGCUGCAUUGAUUCACCAUUCACUUCUCCACAAUGACCACGGUGGCCAAGCUCCCCCUUCCGCCGCUCGAUUGCCACAACCACUCCCUCCAACCGCCGCUGUCCCGGAUAAUUCUCCGGGAUGCGGUGGCUGUGAAGGCUCGCCGGAGAAUUUCGAUUCGGCCAUGCAGGUCGUUCAAGUCCGAUCAGGAGGGUUCUGGAUUUGGAGAGAGAGAGAAGAAAGUGAUGGAGAGUAGAGAGGAGAAAAGCGUCAACAAAUUUGUAGAGGGGAUUAGAGAUGCGGUUUGGAGAAUGUCGAAGCCGAGUUUGCGAUCGGAAUUGAGGUUUAGUGAAGCCAUGGAGAAGUUGGAAGAAACUUUGUUUUCUUGGUCUAUGCACAUUGGAAGAUAUAUUGUGACAAUGUUAAGUACUGGAGUUAUACUGCUUAUCGGGUUUCAGUUGUCAGGUGGGGAUGACCAAAUGAAUGCAUUAGUUUGGUAUAGCUGGCUUGGGGGGAUCAUUAUUGGAACAAUGAUUGGUUCCAAUAUGGUCUUGGAGGAAGUCAGUCGAUCUGGCCCUCGCAAUGUUGUUAUAACUGGAAGUACUCGAGGACUUGGAAAAGCUCUAGCUCGUGAAUUCAUACUUUCAGGUGACAGAGUCAUAGUAACUUCUCGGAGCGCUGAAUCUGUGGACAAGACCGUCAAAGAACUAUCAGAGAAUCUGAAGCAGGUUGUAGUGGUUACAGGUGGAUCAUCUAGGAAACAUUUAAGACAUGCAAAAGUUGUGGGAAUUCCAUGUGAUGUCUCUAAUCCCGAAGAUGUUAGCAAAUUAGCAAAUUUCGCUGUGAAUGAACUUAGCUCCAUUGAUAUCUGGGUAAACAAUGCAGGGACAAACAAGGGGUUCAGGCCCUUGCUGCAAUUUAGUGAUGAAGACAUACAACAGAUUGUGUCUACAAAUUUGGUUGGGUCAAUACUUUGCACUCGUGAAGCAUUACGAAUCAUGGGCAGCCAGAGAAAUGGAGGUCAUAUUUUCAACAUGGAUGGAGCAGGAUCUGGGGGAUCCAGCACCCCACUAACAGCCGUAUAUGGAUCGACAAAAUGUGGUCUUAGGCAGUUUCAAUCGUCACUCUUGAAGGAGAGCAAAAAAUCGAAAGUCGGCGUCCACACAGCUUCACCAGGCAUGGUACUGACUGACUUGCUAUUAAGUGGUGCAAGUGUGAAAAACAAACAGAUGUUCAACAUUAUCUGCGAGCUUCCAGAGACAGUUGCUAGAACUUUGGUUCCACGAAUGAGGGUUGUCAAGGGAAAUGGGAAAGCCAUCAACUAUUUGACACCACCAAGAAUUUUACUCGCUCUAGUCACUGCAUGGCUAAGACGUGCUCGCUGGUUUGAUGACCAGGGACGGGCACUCUAUGCUGCUGAGGCAGAUAGGCUCCGCAACUGGGCUGAGAGUCGAACCCGUUUCUCAUUCACUGAUGCCAUGGAGAUGUAUACCGAGAACACUUGGGUGUCUGUCUUUUCACUUUCCGUGGUUUGUGCCUUCAUCAUCUUGUCAAGUACAAGUAGUACAAUGCCGGGGACCUGAUGAGAAGUGCUCACACCCAACACGAGAAUGGAUGCCGGUGCUCUAGAGAAGCUAUUCUUUUAAGACAAAAGUAGAACAGAAAGUACGAGGGGUUGCAUAAUUAUUUUAGUCCGAUGGUAUUACAAUGCUUUGUAAUUACAUUGUGCAUGGGAGGGAAUCACCGUCUAUUUACCUCCAUGUGGUUAGCAGAAUGCAUAUAUGACCAUGCUUAUCUCUCAUCCCAAAAACCAAAAAAGGUGAAUGGGGAAACACUGAAAAAAAUGUAAUACUCAACUAUAUUUACAUUAAGUCGGAUUACGACUUCAUAUGACAAGAAAGAUGGUAGUAAGACGUGUAUAAAUGUUGUUGGAUUUCAAAAGAGACUUUAUUGUGCUAAAA